UUUAUUUUUUAUUCAUUCAUUUGUCCCCUUUAUCAUCUUUCUCUCCUUGACCAAAUGCACAUUCCUCUUCUCACAAUCCCACCAAAUCAACCCCACACAUUGAUUAACCUCAAUUCUCUCUAUUCCUUUUCGCUUCUACUUUCCAAUGACGCAAUCGCUUUCUUCAAUUCCAAACCAGAAUUAAAAACCAAAAAACCAUUUUCCCCUUUCUCCGAACCAUUUCCGUUUCCCAAUUCCAUCAAUCGCAGUCUCAUCGGAUUCCCCCAAUUUCGUUCCGUUGUGGAUUUCAAUUAUGGAUAAACUAGGAGAUGGGAUUUUUCCAGAUGAGGUGGUUAUGCAGAUUCUUGCUAGGUUACCAGUGAAAUCGCUUUUUAGAAGCAAAAGUGUGUGCAAAUUGUGGUAUAGGUUGACUUUGGAUAACUAUUUCAUUCAAUUGUAUAAUGAUGUUUCUAGGAAGAACCCUAUGAUUCUUGUUGAGAUUUCAGAUUCAUUAUUAGAAUCCAAAUCUAGCUUAAUCUGUGUUGAUAGUUUAAGGGGUGUAUUUGAAUUUUCGCUCAAUUUCUUGAACGAUAGAGUUAAGGUUCGAGCGUCCUGUAAUGGGUUGUUGUGUUGUUCUAGUAUUCCUGAUAUGGGUGUUUACUAUGUCUGUAAUCCGGUUACGCGGCAGUUUCGGUUGCUUCCGAAGAGUAGGGAAAGGCCGGUGACUCGGUUUUAUCCUGAUGGUGAAGCUACUUUGGUGGGGUUGGCAUGUGACCCGGCGAAUCAGAAGUUCAAUGUUGUGCUUGCUGGUAGUCAUCGUACUUUUGGUCAUAGGCCGGAUGGAAAAUUCAUAUGUUUGGUGUUUGAUUCGGAGUUGAACAAGUGGAGGAAGUUGAUUUCUUUUCAAGAUGAACAUUUUACUCAUAUGAAUAAGAAUCAAGUUGUUUUUGUCAAUAAUGCUUUACACUGGUUGACCGCUAGCUCUAGUUAUGUACUCGUGCUUGAUUUAAGUUGUGAUAUUUGGAGGAAGAUGUCGUUACCGUAUGACCCGAUUUGUGGAGCGGGAAAUAGGACUUAUUUAUUGGAAUUAGAUGGUAGGCUGUCGGUUAUUCAAAUUUCAGAAGCCUGGAUGACUAUAUGGGUGCUGAAAGAUUACUGGAACGAUGAGUGGUGCAUCGUGGAUAAGGUGAGUCUGAGGUGUAUCAAAGGAAUGGUGCCAGGAAUUUUCCCGAUCAGUCAGACGAGCGAAUAUGUUUUCAUGGCAACUCAUAAGCAGGUUUUGGUGUAUCAUCGCAGGAGUCAUGUUUGGAAAGAAAUGUACGCCGUGAAGUAUAGCUCAACACUCCCGUUAUGGUUUUCAGCACAUGCGUAUCGCAGCACAAUGUUCUCUUGUAACUAAGGCACGGUGAGUCGGUGACUACAUUAGAAAACUUUUGUACAUGUAUUUAUGGUUUCAAGUAUUUAAAAUUCAUUUAGGAACUGUUAUUUGCUGAAAAAUAUUCAUGUUUCUGGCACAGUAUCUAUUUCGAAACAUUUGUAUUGUUUAUUUUCAUGGAAAUCUGUUUAUAAUGCAGGACAAUGUUCUCUUGUAA
This is a messenger RNA of Lathyrus oleraceus (garden pea), 1571 nucleotides long. Its product is annotated as F-box protein At5g49610. Lineage: Eukaryota; Viridiplantae; Streptophyta; Magnoliopsida; Fabales; Fabaceae. Gene Ontology annotation, molecular function: protein binding. The transcript has 2 exons. The record is from RefSeq and is a predicted model, not a curated record. The coding region runs from base 293 to 1378 and encodes 361 amino acids.